AAAGAUGCUGUUUUUCGCUCCGGACGGUAGCGGCGGCGGUGGCCACAGAUCCACCCAUCCUUAAAAAACAGUCGUCGCCCCAGUCGGUCCACUCCCCCGCGCAAGCGAGAUCGAGAGGACGGACAGGCCAGGAGGCGCCAUGGCGAAGCAGAAGCAGCAGCAGCCCAAGCCCGCCGCCGACGCCGCGCCGCCGCCCCGGGAGUUCAAGACGGCGCACUCGCCCUGGUUCACCUACGCCUCCAUGGUCACGCUCUUCUCCCUCUGUCCGCCAUUCGUCAUCCUCCUGUGGUACACGGUGGUGCACGCGGACGGAUCGGUGGCGCGCACCUACGAGCACCUCCGCGACCACGGGAUCCUGGAGGGGCUCAAGGCCAUCUGGCCCAUGCCCACCGUGCUCGCCGGGAAGAUCAUCCUCGCCUUCGCUCUCUUCGAGGCCGCCCUGCAGCUGCUCCUUCCCGGGAAGCGCUUCGAGGGGCCCAUCUCGCCCGCCGGGAAUGUGCCCGUCUACAAGGCAAAUGGCUUACUAGCAUAUGCAGUGACUUUGGUCACCUACCUAAGCCUGUGGUGGUUUGGAAUAUUUAACCCUGCAAUAGUAUAUGAUCACCUGGGAGAGAUAUACUCGGCUCUGGUCUUUGGAAGCCUUGUGUUCUGUUUAUGCCUGUACAUAAAGGGUCAUGUAGCACCAUCUUCAUCUGAUUCUGGAUCCUCAGGGAAUGCGUUCAUUGAUUUCUACUGGGGAAUGGAACUGUAUCCUCGGAUUGGUAAGCACUUCGAUAUCAAAGUCUUCACAAACUGCCGUUUUGGGAUGAUGUCCUGGGCUGUUCUUGCCGUCACCUACUGCAUAAAGCAGUAUGAAAUGAAUGGCCGAGUUGCAGACUCCAUGCUUGUGAAUACUGCACUGAUGUUGAUCUAUAUCACAAAGUUUUUCUGGUGGGAGUCUGGAUAUUGGUGUACUAUGGACAUUGCGCAUGAUAGAGCUGGUUUCUACAUUUGCUGGGGAUGCUUAGUAUGGGUUCCAUCAACUUACACCUCUCCUGGAAUGUACCUUGUCAAUCAUCCUGUGAAUUUGGGUCCCCAGCUAGCAAUCUCGAUUCUCCUCGCUGGAAUAUUGUGCAUAUACAUAAACUAUGACUGUGAUCGUCAGCGCCAAGAAUUUCGCCGGACAAAUGGGAAAGCCUCAGUCUGGGGAAAAGCCCCGUCAAAGAUUGUUGCUUCCUAUCAGACCACAAAAGGAGAAACGAAAACCAGUCUUCUCUUGACUUCUGGAUGGUGGGGCUUUUCUCGUCACUUUCACUAUGUCCCAGAGAUACUGGCAGCAUUUUUCUGGAGCGUUCCAGCUCUUUUUGAUCAUUUUCUGCCAUACUUCUAUGUGCUACAUCUAACCAUUCUACUGCUUGACCGAGCAAAGAGGGAUGAUGACAGAUGCUCAACAAAGUACGGCAAGUACUGGAAGAUGUACUGCAACAGAGUACCGUACAGGGUUGUUCCUGGUAUUUACUGAAUGGUGUGCUCUCCAACUCAUGAGGAGAAAGUAACUAAGCUGCUGAGGUGUUUCUCUCCCUCUUCAGCGGCCCUGGUACUAUCAGCAUUUGUGUUGUAACGAUGUCAUUAGCUUUGAUGCGUGCAGUGGUAGGUUGUAUGUACCCUUCACAUGGGCCGUUUGAUGCUCCGCUACUAUGAUAGGAGGAAUCGAGCGUAAUCUUCUUCUAGUGUGUAUUCAAGCUUUUUUGCAUGAUUUUAGUAGCUAGCACGGCAAUGAAAAUGAACUGCCAUGUUCUCUAGUUUUUAUUAAUAUUCUUAUUAUUGAGAGAGCUAUGUUCUCUAGGUUUUCUAUUUUUAGAGGGAGAUUCAUUGUUCUCUACUUUGACUUUGAAUACUCUUGCAGCAAGAGUAUAUUAAUUCAUAAACUAUUGUUAUGAUCGGAAAA
Messenger RNA from Triticum urartu, 1927 nucleotides. RefSeq names its product Ergosterol biosynthesis ERG4/ERG24 family (gene DWF5). The record is from RefSeq and is a predicted model, not a curated record. Gene Ontology annotation, cellular component: endoplasmic reticulum membrane. NCBI's taxonomy places the organism in Eukaryota, Viridiplantae, Streptophyta, Magnoliopsida, Poales, Poaceae. Gene Ontology annotation, biological process: brassinosteroid biosynthetic process; sterol biosynthetic process. Gene Ontology annotation, molecular function: 7-dehydrocholesterol reductase activity.